Molecule: messenger RNA, 564 nt
Organism: Humulus lupulus (European hop)
Lineage: Eukaryota; Viridiplantae; Streptophyta; Magnoliopsida; Rosales; Cannabaceae
Product: vacuolar protein sorting 38-like
Exons: 4
Coding region: 1-549 (182 amino acids)
Biological process (GO): SNARE complex assembly
Cellular component (GO): endosome; lytic vacuole
Molecular function (GO): SNARE binding
Source: RefSeq, a predicted model, not a curated record
AUGUAUCAUUGUGAAAACCAUAAAUCAUGUGCCACUCGUUCCUUGUUUGUAGUCAAUAUAGGUAAACGCUAUGAAAGAGGUCAAGAACAUGUUGAUUUUUCCACUUUUGCAACGAAGGCCACUAUAUAUGCCGGUGGACUAGAAGCUCUAACUGUGCGAUUACAGGAAUCAAAUGAGUUUCUUGCUGGAGGAAAGGGGUAUAUUCGUCUUAAAAAAGUGGAAAAGAAGCUAAGAAUAAGACAGCAGUAUAUGGUGUCACAAGUUGCAUUGCUCUAUCCUGUAAAAAUCUCUGCAGGAGCUACACAGGACCAGGAGCUUGAAUCAUUUCCUAACAGUAGCAAAUUAGGGCUUUCUGCUGGAUCUAAGCCUGUGAAUCCUGGAUCUUUGACAAUUUUGGGUCUGCAGUUGACAAUGAUUCCUUUUAAAACGAUGUCUCUUUUCUCAGACAAGAAAGAGGCUCAGAAGACUUCAAGUGAUCUGGGAUAUGUUGGUCAUGUGCGUUCUUCUUCACUUUCGAUAAAGAUAUUAACUAUUUUCCCCCCACUUUAGGAUUAGUUGGAUCAU